UUAUUUCUCGUCUAUUACGUAGACACGUCACACGUGAUCCGUGAGUUGUUUCCUGACUAUUCCGAGUCAUGACUCGUUACUCGUACGAGAAACUCAGCGGGAAAUCAGUUUUGUGCUUUGUGUAAGAAAAAAGAAAAAAGAAAUCUCCAACGAAAAUAAACAAAGUGAAGAAAGAAAAGUAGAUUAGCAAGAACUAGGGUUUCCUCAAUUCCAGGCCAAAGAGGAAAGUUAAGAAACGUGUGAAUGGCGGACGGUUACUGGAAUCGGCGACAGCCAACUCCUCCGAUGCUGUCUUCCAGUGGGGCGCUUAAACGACCUCGUACUGAAUACGAUGGCCCACCUUCUGGGCUACAUCCAUCUCAUGAGAUGCAUAAUUAUUUGGCAAGAGACAGUGAUCGUGGUGGACAUCUGCCUGUAAAGGAUACAAAAACAAUUGGGUCGGCAUAUGACCGCUAUCUGCAGAGUGCACAAAUUUCUUCUUUUCCUUCUGGAGAAGCAAGAACAUUUGGUGGGUUGGGAAAGCCUGUUGGUGGUGCAAUGCCUGCUCGUCCAAUAGCUGAUCCUCCUGUGAUGGGUCGUCCUGGAUCUGCUGCUCCAGAUAUGGUACCAAAUGGUCGAAAUGUAGGUUAUGGUAAUCAACUUCCGUUGGAUGCAAUGUCGAGGCUAGGUCGGGAUACUGUACCUCUACCUCCAGAUGCUUCCAAUACUCUAUAUGUUGAGGGACUUCCUUCUGACAGCACAAGGAGGGAAGUAGCCCACAUCUUUCGCCCUUUUGUGGGAUAUAAAGAAGUACGACUAGUCAGCAAAGAAUUCCGACAUCGUGGUGGAGAUCCUCUUAUCCUCUGUUUUGUUGAUUUCACCACUCCUGCUUGUGCAGCAACUGCAAUGAGUGCCUUGCAAGGUUACAAAAUUGAUGAACAUGAUCCCGAUUCUAACUACUUGAGACUUCAGUUUUCUCGGUACCCAGGCCCAAGGUCAGGUCCAGGAGCUCGUGGAAGGAGGUGAAUGUCAUUUUCUGGAUAGAACUAAUCUGUAUUCAAGUCAUGUUUAAGCCAAUUUUGAUGGUUCACAUCUUUCCUAUAUAUGGCUGGGUUUUGAGGAGUGGAGAUGUUAAUUAAAUAGUAUAUUUAGGACUAGCAACCUAAAUUGCUCAAUCUGGCUAACUGUUGGCACUAUAGAUGCACAGAAAUCUAGGAGACUGGGGAUUGAGAAAUUCUCGAAUUGCUUGCACAUUUCAGGAAGCUGUGUUGUAGAAUAACCUUUUAUAUAAAACUGAAAGAUCUGUUUUCCUUUUGGUGGUAUAGAUCAUGGUAGCAUUUCGAUCUAGUGUUUUAAAUAGAGAAAUAAGUGCUUUUUUUCA
This is a messenger RNA of Gossypium raimondii (Peruvian cotton), 1360 nucleotides long. Its product is annotated as RNA-binding protein 2. The record is from RefSeq and is a predicted model, not a curated record. Gene Ontology annotation, molecular function: mRNA binding. Bases 244 to 1005 code for a protein of 253 amino acids. Lineage: Eukaryota; Viridiplantae; Streptophyta; Magnoliopsida; Malvales; Malvaceae. The transcript has 7 exons.